Rotaria sp. Silwood2 is the source of this 354-nucleotide messenger RNA. The record is from the annotation of a GenBank genome assembly. Lineage: Eukaryota; Metazoa; Rotifera; Eurotatoria; Philodinida; Philodinidae.
AUGUUAGGUUCGACUACUACUGAUCCACAACAACUGGUGGUAAAUACUCCUUCAAUUGCAACUCCAACAGUUAAACGUACUGGUUCAGUAUCAAAUAUAGUUGAAGCAGCAUCACCAUCAAAACGUCGUAAAAUGAAUUCAAAUGAAAAUUGUUCGAUAAUUGAUGAUUCAGAUGUUAUUAUGACUGAUAUUGAAGCUAUGAAUACAAGUAAAAUAAAUGUAUUAGAAGAUGCAAGUAAUGUUUCGGAUAUAAAAUCUUCUCCACUUACAAUUAUUUCAAAUGAUGAAAUAAAACUUGAUAGUACACCAAUAUGUACACUUCUUAUACCAAAACGAAAACAACCACCUGCAUGA